GAUGAUUAGGGAAUAACCAGACUGACACGUCGCAAAUUUGGCAUAAUCAAGGAGAACAUUUCCAGGUGGUGGUCUCUGAAAUUGCUCAGUGAGCACCUCUAAUUAACCUGAUUUUUUGGUGAUAAUCACUCUCAAUGGAAUCAAAUCAAAAAUCCGGGGAUGGAUUGGCCGGCACACAGAAAGAAGCUGCCCUUCGCACAAUAAGUCAGAGCACGGGAUAUAAAUUGCACCAGGAAAAUGGACAACGAAAGUAUGGAGGGCCACCACCAGGUUGGGAUGGACCACCACCAGAACGAGGCUGUGAAAUUUUCAUUGGAAAAUUACCCCGAGACCUCUUUGAAGAUGAACUUAUACCCUUAUGUGAAAAAAUUGGCAAAAUCUAUGAAAUGCGGAUGAUGAUGGAUUUCAAUGGAAACAACAGGGGCUAUGCUUUUGUAACAUUCUCCAACAAACAGGAAGCCAGGAAUGCAAUCAGACAACUCAACAAUUAUGAAAUCAGGAAUGGCCGUCUCCUGGGGGUUUGUGCCAGUGUAGACAACUGCCGUUUAUUUGUAGGAGGGAUCCCUAAAACCAAGAAAAGGGAAGAAAUCUUAGCAGAGAUUAAGAAAGUCACCGAUGGUGUUGUCGAUGUCAUCGUGUACCCUAGUGCAGCCGAUAAAGCAAAAAACCGUGGAUUUGCUUUUGUCGAGUAUGGAAGCCAUCGCGCAGCAGCCAUGGCGAGACGGAAACUGUUACCAGGAAGGAUACAAUUAUGGGGACAUCCAAUAGCCGUUGACUGGGCAGAGCCAGAGGUUGAGGUUGACGAAGACACAAUGUCAGCAGUCAAAAUCCUCUACGUGAGAAAUCUUAUGUUAUCAACUACGGAAGAGACAAUUGAAAAAGAAUUCAGCAACAUAAAACCAGGGUCAGUGGAACGAGUAAAGAAAAUCAGGGACUAUGCAUUUGUGCACUUCAACAACCGCGAAGAUGCUGUGGAAGCCAUGAAAGUCUUAAAUGGGAAGAUGGUGGAUGGUUCUCCCAUCGAAGUCACUUUGGCCAAGCCAGUCGACAAAGAUAGUUAUGUCAGAUACACCCGAGGCACCGGAGGACGAGGGGGAGCGGUGUUGCCAGAAUACACCUACACUUUUGGGCCUGUAUAUGACCCUGCUGCUACCUACCUGGGGACCCCAGUAUUCUAUGCACCUCAAGCCUAUGCUGCCAUUCCCAACCUCCACUUUCCUGCUGUGAAAGGACAUCUCGCCAACAGGGGCACCAUUAGACCUCCAUCCAUUAGAGAAAUUUACAUGAAUGUACCUGUAGGGGCUGCCGGAGUUAGAGGACUAGGAGGCCGUGGCUACUUGGCCAACCCUGCCCUCGGCCGUGGAUACCAGCUCAAAGGGGAGAAAAGAGACGAGGAGAAACUGUAUGACCUUUUGCCAGGAAUGGAGCUUACGCCAAUGAAUCACAUCAGUUUAAAACCACAAGGAAUUAAACUUGCCCCGCAGAUAUUGGAAGAGAUCUGCCAGAAGAAUAAUUGGGGACAGCCUGUCUAUCAACUUCAUUCAGCUGUUGGGCAAGACCAAAGACAGCUGUUCCUAUAUAAAAUUACUAUCCCUGCUCUUGCCAGUCAAAAUCCUACCAUGCAUCCUUUUACACCGCCCAAGCUCAGUCCUUAUGUAGAUGAAGCCAAAACAUAUGCAGCGGAAUAUACUCUUCAAACUUUGGGCAUCCCCACUGAGGGCACAGAGACGCCGGCUGCUACAGCAUCUUUUCCAGGAUAUAUCGCCAGCACAGCUGCAACUGUUGCAGCCACUCAGCUCAAGCAAGCCGUGACUCUCGGACAGGAUUUGGCCGCUUACGCAGCAUACGAAGCUUACCCAGCCUUUGCAGUGGCGACUCGUAGUGAUGGAUAUGGAGCUUUUUAACAGAUGUAUUCCACUGCUCUGUUUAAAGUAUUGGUUUCUCUCAGUCUUCAAUCAAGCUGUGACAAUGCAUUGGAGCUACUUU
Messenger RNA from Anolis sagrei ordinatus, 1986 nucleotides. It is a transcript of the gene A1CF, whose product is annotated as APOBEC1 complementation factor. The record is from RefSeq and is a predicted model, not a curated record. Gene Ontology annotation, cellular component: nucleus. Lineage: Eukaryota; Metazoa; Chordata; Lepidosauria; Squamata; Anolidae. Gene Ontology annotation, molecular function: mRNA binding.